Molecule: messenger RNA, 1134 nt
Organism: Parathielavia appendiculata
Lineage: Eukaryota; Fungi; Ascomycota; Sordariomycetes; Sordariales; Chaetomiaceae
Product: NAD(P)-binding protein
Exons: 3
Coding region: 1-1134 (377 amino acids)
Source: RefSeq, a predicted model, not a curated record
AUGGCGGAGAAGCCGUCGGUGUUGAUUAUCGGCGGUCUCGGCUACAUUGGCCGUUUCCUGGCCCUCCACAUACACCAGAACAAGCUCGCCUCCGAGGUGCGCAUCGUCGAUAAGGUCCUCCCGCAGCUGGCAUGGCUGCCCCCCGAGUUUGAGGAGGCGUGUGCCGGCCCCAAGUUUGUGCAGGCCGAUGCGAGCAGAGAACAAUCGCUCCCCAGGAUAUUCGACAGGGCCGACGGGAAACAGUGGGACUACGUCUUCAACUGCGGCGGCGAGACGCGCUACUCGCAAGAGGAUGAGGUGUAUAAGCUGCGGUCGCUCAACCUCUCGCUCAACGUGGGCAGGGAAGCAGCCAAGCGGGGUGUCAAAUGUUUUGUCGAACUGAGCACGGGCAUGGUCUACAAGUCGGACUCGGCGCCGAGCAAGGAAAACGACAAGCUCAAGCCGUGGAGCAAAAUUGCCGUGUUCAAACUGCAGGCGGAGGAGGAGCUGGCAAAGAUAGACGGACUAAAUCUCGCCAUCGUCCGGCUCCCUCAUGUCUACGGCCCGUACGCGUCGCAAUGGGUGGCGACGGCGCUCUGCAUGGCGCGCGUGUACAAGGCGCUCGAGUCCGAGAUGAAGUGGUUGUGGACCAAGGAUCUGCGGACCAACACGGCGCACAUCCAUGACGUGGUGCGGGCGCUGUGGGCCGUCGCGGGCUGGUACGCCGGCGGCGGCAAGGACACGUGGGACGCCAAGGCCAUGGGCAGCGCCGUGCCAAUCUUCAACGUGGUCGACAAGGGCGUCACGACCCAGGGCGUCAUGGCCGACAUCAUCGGUCAGGUGUUUGGCAUCGAGACGGGCUUUCAGGGGCAGCUCAUUAGCACUUUCGCCAAGCUCAACCUGGACAGCGUCGUCGACGACGUCAAUGACGAAUUGCUGGGUCCAUGGGCCGACCUGCUUGCGGAGGCUGGCAUCACGCGGCCGGGCCCGCUGACGCCGUUCAUGGAGAGGGAGCUGCUUAAGGAUACCGACCUCAGCAUGGACGGGUCGAGGUUAGAAGAGGUGGUUGGCUUCACGUACGAGAAGCCGAAGAUCUCUAAGGAGCUCGUCGAGGAGGUGAUAGAGAGCUACAAGAGGAUGAACUGGUGGCCUUGA